UGGACUCAGUGGAGUGGACACGCUGCGAAGAGGGAGGGAAGAGCGUCGAAAGCAGCGGAGUGAAGGUUGGGAGAGAAAAGAGCUCGAGACAUUCAUCGAUCACUGGCGAACCUGACACACAGGACGACAGAGGGCGAGAAGCGGCUCGGGGGUCGGAUUGAAAGUCGUAGCCCGCGAAAUUUCAGCAGGGAGGAAAUGCAGUCCACGACGACUUGAGAUCUGGAAAUCCGAGAUUCAGACGCAGAUCUGGCCUCCGAUAAACCUCGAGCGGCAGGUCCUACGGGACCUGGAACGGGAUCCGGCGGUGGAGCGACUUCGUCGCAGUCUUUGACCCAGAGAUCGAGAUUGGUCACCGGCAAUUCUGCGAGCGGAAAAGAACGGUUGGAACUCGAGCAAGAAGCAAUUAGACGUAGGGACGAGCAUUUGAGGAGCGUUCAUCAGAAGAAGAAGAAGGAGAAGCAGGAGCAGGGAGGCCUUUUAACCUACAAGGAGUUGACAUUUUGGGCGUUGUCUGGCUUAGGGUUUUUAGCAGUCAUGGGAUUCCUGAUUUUCGGAGUGUUGCUUAUGGUCGGUUUCAUGAAGCCAUUCGAAGACAGUGGUCCGCAGUCGGCUUGGGCUGCUACGGGCGAGGGCAAAGAGGUGACAUAUGGUAGCGUGAUCAAGCUCCAACAUGAUCGGACGAAGUACAGAUUACAUUCACACGAGGUCCCCUACGGAACUGGAAGUGGGCAGCAGUCAGUGACCGGUUUCCCUGGUGGAGAGGAUGCCAACAGCUACUGGGUUGUGAAACCAGUAAGUGAUUCAGAUGCUCGACAAGGCGAUUUAGUAAGCGAUGGGGCUAUCGUCAGAUUGUUCCAUACGCGCACUAGGAAAUGGCUUCACAGUCACCUUCAUGCUUCACCCAUUACUGGCAAUUACGAGGUUAGCGCGUUUGGAGCCGAUGACCAAUCUGACACCGGUGAUCACUGGAAAUUAAUUAUAGAAGGCAAAGGAAAAGUGUGGCUUAGGGACCAAAAGGUCCGCUUCCUCCAUGUUGAUACUGGAGGUUAUUUACACAGCCAUGACAAAAAGUAUAGCAGGAUAGUUGCUGGCCAACAAGAGGUCUGCGGCUAUCUAAAGAAGAACUCAGAUAAUUUGUGGUUUGCCGCGGAAGGUGUUUACUUCCCAUCAAGAAAUGAGGGUAAAGCUUCUAUUUGAGGCUAGCACCUUUAUUAAUAUUGUCAUGGCUCCUUGGUUAAGGUCAUUAUCUACGAAGACUGGUAGGAGUAAGGUUGUGACAUUUAAAGUUUUCCCCACAUAUUGUUAUGACUAGAGUUCUCCACAAAGGAGAGAUAGGCUCAAGGUCUCAGCAUCCAUUUUGUAGGUCGUCCAUAUAGGCGUUGUUGGUAUCGCAGACCUGAUGAGUAGGAUGAGAUAGUGUAAAGAUGAUUUUCUCAUCGAGAAGUCUGGAUCCUAUUAACUGAACCGUGUACUUGCAAAAGGGAUCUAUAUUAUAAUUUUGAAAAAAACUUACCUCGUAU
Messenger RNA from Marchantia polymorpha subsp. ruderalis, 1520 nucleotides. The record is from the annotation of a GenBank genome assembly. NCBI's taxonomy places the organism in Eukaryota, Viridiplantae, Streptophyta, Marchantiopsida, Marchantiales, Marchantiaceae.